Molecule: messenger RNA, 913 nt
Organism: Eurytemora carolleeae
Lineage: Eukaryota; Metazoa; Arthropoda; Copepoda; Calanoida; Temoridae
Product: 5'-AMP-activated protein kinase subunit gamma-1
Exons: 11
Coding region: 57-890 (277 amino acids)
Source: RefSeq, a predicted model, not a curated record
UCGAGUUUUGAAAUAAUAAUAUUUAUUUCAGAUAAUUUAACAAUUGACAGACGAGAAUGCCGCAAAGCGACAGCUGCGAUAAGUUGCAGGAAAUAUUUCCAAUAGAGCUGUCGGACUCCUGUAGAUCCCUACCCACCCCCAGUCCUACACUUGUUAAACCAUUGAAUGGGUACAACAGAGCUAUGUACCACCCACGAGUUUCAAGAACACGCUCUCUUUCCAUCACAGAGACCUCCAAGGCUCCCGGUCAUGGGUCAACCUCCUCGGCUAUACUGUUCAGGAACUCUACUGGCGCACCUGUAGUCCAGCCUUUAGCUGCAUUCAGUAAAGAUGGGCCGUCCAGCGAUGAAGAUAUAUUAAACUUCUUCAAAUGUUAUAAAUGCUACGAUUUAAUCCCUACGUCAGCUAAACUAGUUGUUUUGGAUACCAGGCUAAUCGUAAAAAGAGCUUUCUAUGCUAUGGUAGACACAGGGGUACGCGCCUGUCCUCUUUGGGACUCAGUGAGACAACAGUUCAUUGGCAUGCUUACAAUAACAGACUUCAUUAGGAUACUGCAGAAGUAUUACAAUGGGCCGGGGGAGGAGAUGCAGGCCUUCGAGGAACUCAGGCUUUGUGACGUCAAGGUUGUGUCUUCAGAGGAACUUGAGAGUAAUGUGCUGCACAUGUAUCCUGACUCCAGUCUAUUUGAUGCAGCAUCCGUACUCAUCAGAAACAAAAUACAUAGGUUACCGAUCAUUGACCCGAGUAAUGGGAAUGUUCUGUAUAUAAUGACUCAGAAACCGAUGCUGAAAUUUUUGUACAAGUUUUUCCCCAGGCUCGACCAGGUUUCAAUACUACACAGAAGUAUUUCUGAGGCAGAAGUGGGCACAUUCAAGAAAAUUAAGGUCUGAGGUCAAAUCAAAACUUUUGAACU